AUGAGGGUAUUGAGAGGUUUACUUCCGGUCGUGGCGGUGCAACUAGCCUUGCUGCCAUCCUUCUGUUUGGCGGUCGAGGAAACAAGCGAGGAACGAGAGUUAUCAUUUCUACCCAGCACUGACGAAACAGAAGUUCAUGAUGUUCUGUUGGAGAUUUCCGCCGCCACAAGUCAGGAAGACUUUGAGUCUGAUGUGAUUCACGGGAACGUCCGAGGAGGAAGAGAACUUGCCACAUGCUACAGCUAUGAUGACUGCGGCAGCUGUUCUGAACUGUCGCGUUGCCAUUGGUGCGAUCAUGACCAACGUUGCCAUGUCAAGGGCUCCUUUUCGGGUUGCCUAGAGGGCAGUACGUGCUCCAGGGGCGACGAUGACAAGAAGGACGCUUGCUCGCAGUACUCUACUUGUUCUGAUUGCGGAAACUCUCAUAGCUGCCAUUGGUGUGCGCACGACGAUUCCUGUCACAGUAUCGGCAGCAUCUACGGCUGUGUCAAAGGGGUGGAUUGCUACUCGAACGAUCGUUGUCGCCGCAAGGAACCAGAGCCUCUGGCCGCCGAGAAACAGACAUUUACCAACAUGGGAUUCUUUCCAUUGGGUGUUGCGGCAUUCAUUUCCAGUCUUUUACUGUUGUGUGCUUCCUCUUGUUUGUUCUGUGCCUGCAGAACAAGAAAGACACAUGGUAGCGGACAUUAUGAAUUACAGGCAGAGGACGCUGGUUAUGCGCUGUUGACAUGCGAAGAGGAGUCGGCAACAUCAUCAUCCACCGAACCAGAGAAUGAGGUACCACAGGACAAACAACCGGCUCCGGUACCCAAUGUAGAAGAAGCCCUAUCUCCAGAAGAGACCGGUGCCCGCGCCGAGGAAGACCCAGAGAAAAAUUACCAAUCCAUGGAGGUCGAACAACCACAAUCGCAAGGGCAACAGGAAGCUACUCCUCUGCUCACAGGAGGAGCGCAAGAUAGUUCAGAGGAAAUUUCUCAAAGCCCUACAAAGUGUGCGAGGAGGUUGCUGCAUGUCUGUAC
Seminavis robusta is the source of this 1019-nucleotide messenger RNA. The record is from the annotation of a GenBank genome assembly. NCBI's taxonomy places the organism in Eukaryota, Bacillariophyta, Bacillariophyceae, Naviculales, Naviculaceae.